UCGUUCUUUUAUUUUCUUUCCAGUCCGGCUCCGCUCUGCCAGAGUUUUAAAUACAGGAGAAUGGAAUACAAGCUGAUCAUGGCGGUCUCUGGCUUCCCGAGUCUCUACGACAUGAACUCCCCGACCUAUCGGGACCUGAACAUGCGGAGCGACGCGUGGCGGCAGGUGGCGGAGAUCGUCGGAGUCCCCGAGUCGGAGUGCAGAAGGAAGUGGAAGACGCUGAGAGACCAGCACAGGAGGGAGAGGCAGCGUGAGAAGGAGCGGCGCGAGAGCGGCAUCGGGCUCUUUAACUACCGGCCAUGGAGAUACUCGUCCAUCCUGUCGUUCCUUAAUCCGUUCAUCGAUGCCCGGGCAGCCGGCACCAACGGCUGGGCCCUGGACCCACAGCCCUCUCAGGUCCAGGUGGCCGAAAUGGUCGGCUGCAGCACGACCACGGAGACGCGGAGCGACGAUGACGAGAGUUACGGGUUCGCUGUAGCUGACGCGACCACGACAACAUCCUCGUCCUCAUCCUCAGAGUUCCCGCAGAGGAAGCGGCCACCCUCCGUCGGCUUGGACCCGUCCAGGCCCAAAGAAGCGAAGGUUGAGAUGAACUCAGGCGCCACAGCCACUGACGACGGCCUGCAGACGCAGCAGCACACCAACAUGAAGGAGCUGUUUGAGAUGAUGAUGCACUCGGUGACAUCUCUUGCUACGACCUUAGCUUCGUCACACUCUUCCUCGCAGACCCCUCUUCUGCAGCAGGAUCCGCAGAGUCAUCAUCGCAGCCUGCCGCUGUCCUGGACCGUGGCGCGGCUGAACCAGCUGAAGACAGAGGAGCCGGAAGGCGACGUGGACGAGCUGCUCGUCCAAACGGACGAUGAGGAGGAGGAGGUGGAGGAAGAGCGCCGCCCCGCUUCUCCCAGACUGCUCCGGCCAAAGAGGAAGAGCGUCGACGGCCUGCUGGAGGAAUUCCUGAUGAAGACAGAAGCCAGGGAUGCGCAGAGGGAGCGUGACAUGGAGCAGAGGGACGACGUGACGCUGUUCCUGCUGAGCCUGGCUCCGGCUAUGAGGAGACUGACAGCAGAGAAACAGUCAUGGGUCCGAACCAAGAUGCAGCAGUUUCUGCACGAGGCCGAGUUUGGCGCCACAAAGUUCCAGUGAGCCCACGAACGUUUUGAUGGAAGCUCGUUCAAAGGGGAAGGACUGAAUCCUCCCUGCAGACUCCACACGUGCCGACUCUUCUUACAGGUGAUUCAGGUAGCUCCAGAUUUGAUGGUCUGUCCCUGACCGAUGACUCCAGAUCGUGGGUUUCUGUUUUCAUCGAUGACUAAACGGAUGUCUGCACAAAGCCGGACUUCGGGCACAUCGGGGUCACUGCAGGGUUAACGCCACGCUUCAGUGUUGAUGUCUGACUACUUAAACUUCUGCACAGAGGACUCUGUGCACGUGCACAUCCGUGUUCAGCAGCAGGAGACUUUCUAAAGUUUAGAUUUCUCACAAAUGGUAAAUGGUAAAUGGCCUGCAUUUGUAUAGCGCUUUUCUAGUCCUUAAGGACCCCAAAGCGCUUUACACUACAUUAAGUCUGGACACAAGAAUCUGUCCAGAAACAGUUUUUCAUGACCGACUUUAUUCCUGCAAGAUGACCGUCUGCAGAUGUAAAACAACUUCAUCGGCUUGUGUCAAAGUGGUGAUUUGAUGCUAAAGUGUCUAAAAUUUGAACCUUUGUAGAUGAAGCCUACAUCUGAAUACAGAGUAUUUAUUCUGUCGUCUUUCUCAGACGGUCAAACAGCGCAGCCGAGGACAGUAAGCAGACGCCUGUUCUCUGACGGUCUGCGUUUGUCCAGCUGUCAGUUGAUCACAGAGCUAAGAUGAGUCUGUGAUCGAGCACCGUUGGCGUUCAUACUCAC
Messenger RNA from Neolamprologus brichardi, 1889 nucleotides. RefSeq lists its product as uncharacterized. NCBI's taxonomy places the organism in Eukaryota, Metazoa, Chordata, Actinopteri, Cichliformes, Cichlidae. Gene Ontology annotation, molecular function: DNA binding. Gene Ontology annotation, cellular component: nucleus; transcription regulator complex. The record is from RefSeq and is a predicted model, not a curated record. Gene Ontology annotation, biological process: regulation of transcription by RNA polymerase II.